This is a messenger RNA of Heterobilharzia americana, 3384 nucleotides long. Lineage: Eukaryota; Metazoa; Platyhelminthes; Trematoda; Strigeidida; Schistosomatidae. The record is from the annotation of a GenBank genome assembly.
AUGUGUCCACAUCUUCCAAAUUCCUUUACUGUUCGAAAUUUUUUUGAAUUAGUCCUAAGUGAAAGGAAUUUCGUAACAUUACUUGGCCAGAACUCAACAACUAGAUUGUACUAUGAAAAUGGGUAUUUACUACCAAAAUUGUGUGGAAGCUAUCGGAGUGAUCGAUUGCGUGACACUUGGAUCUCACCAAAUAUGUCUCGUUUACAUUUAGACUUAACAAGAUCAUCAAGUCGUGCAGAAGCAUCAACAAGUUACAAUAUGCGUUCAUUGUCAAAUCACCAAAUAUCAUCCAAACCGGUCAGUUUGGCAGCGUCGAUAAUAAGCAGUUCAGAAAAUUUUGAGGGGGAUAUUGACAGCAGUGGAAGCUAUCGGAGUGAUCGAUUGCGUGACACUUGGAUCUCACCAAAUAUGUCUCGUUUACAUUUAGACUUAACAAGAUCAUCAAGUCGUGCAGAAGCAUCAACAAGUUACAAUAUGCGUUCAUUGUCAAAUCACCAAAUAUCAUCCAAACCGGUCAGUUUGGCAGCGUCGAUAAUAAGCAGUUCAGAAAAUUUUGAGGGGGAUAUUGACAGCAGAUAUUCUGAUGUCUCUUCAGCUAAUUCAAAUGCUUCCGAAUCUCGCCUACUCAGAUCCUCGGCGAGAAAAUUGAGAAAUGAAUCAAACGGCCAUCAAAAACAAAUACUUGCACGGGAACAUCAAACGUUUAACGAGUUACAGCCAAACACUAAUAAUCUAACUGGUUUUAGUAGUCUCUUGACCAGAGAUGAACAAAAACAAUCAGUGACUCCAAUCGGACGAUCAAGGCGACCUUAUAAAAGUCAAAUGAAAUCCGGGCAUCAGUCACCAACCAAAGUUCUUGAAAAUGUUAAUCUCAGUCACUCAAAUGCUCCAAAUGUUUUAUCAGCGACAUCUACGUAUGUUUACACAUAUUUCCUGGAGCAGGCGAAUUUCAUCCUUAUGGAAAAAUCCUUGAAAAACUUAUCUCAAAUAAAUACGACUGCCACUAAUCUUAGUUUUGAUGAAAAGCAAUCUAACUUUCGACAAAAGCACUCUAGAGGAUGGCUGGCACUUAAUAUGUUUGGUUUGGAAACAGAUACUGAAAGACGUGAUUUUAAAUCAAAGAUUUUAGACCAUCAGUUUUUGUCCAGUGAUGCAGAGGAUGACAAUAAUAUGCAUCAUGCAACUAAACAUGUGACCAGUCGAAGCAAGACACAUGUCUAUUGCGAUUAUUCGCCUCAGUCAAUGACCGGUUAUUCAGGUGCAGCUGUCCGACAAUCAAUCUUACGUAUUUACACUCAAUAUGCACUUAGUAGUCUGAGAGAUCUUUUCAUUCAGAUUUUAGCCGUUUUAAUGACUUUUUUUUAUGCUAUUGGAAAUAUUUUUGUGUAUAUUCUGAGUUGUCUGCCACUACUUUGUGAUUGGUUGUUUUUGAAAUCAGUUGGUGAAGGCAAUAUUAUUAAUUCUGCACCACGAUCCCCUUAUGUUUUGCAUCCUCGUCUGUUGAAGUUUCAAGGUCAUGUAGUUACACCAAGUUCUCAAGUACGAGAUUCUCUGUUGACCAUGAAAUCCAAUCGGUAUUCUGGCAGACAUCAGGAUAAUUGCUGGAAAAUCUCUCUACGUUUUUUGUUGCCAGCACUUAUUCUGUUUCCGUUAUUGUUAUUUCUAAGUUUACUGCUGUCUCCAGCCGACAAAGUAUCAGAUAAGUUACUGUUCAGAUUGAUUCCAAUUUUGUCGGAUGUGAACUGUGCCUCUGAACUUUCUGAACCUAGACCAGAUAUCACUCAUCUUUGGAGCUUUACGUCUAAUGAUCAACCAUCAGUUUAUACAGAUUUUAGCAGCGGAAGUUCCGGUGAAGUAGCAGCGACCAAACUUAUCGAACAGUUAACUUCAUUCUCUCAAUCUGUUAACAAGCGCUUGGAUUUACUUUCACAAACAAUAAAAGCUACUGAUGAUCGCUUGAUCGAUUUCAAACAAGAUUCACUCAAGGAAUCAGAUGUACUUAACUCACAACUUAAUGAAAUGAGGAAUGUAUUCAGUCAUCAUUUGAAUGAAUGGCGUCAAUUUUAUAUGAAAUAUAACCAGGUAAACGGUAAUAAUGUGGAUAAACUCUCAUCAGACAAUACAAAGGUUCUUGAUAAUCAGGAAAUAUUACAUCUGGAAAGUGAACUUUUAUUAAAAACUGCCCUUGAAGCAGCUAAUGGUUCUAUCGCAAUGCAAUUGAACUCUCUACGAAAUGAAAUUCUGCGAGAACAUUUGAAGUCUGAAAAAAAACGAAAUCUUAGCCUUAUUCAUGUAUCAGUACUAAUGAAUGGUUUACGUGAACAGUUGAAUUUUCGUAGCAAACAAUCACAGCAUGAGCUGCAGAAAUUACGCUUACAGCUGAUGAGUGUGAAUAAUGAUCGAUCAAAGAAGUUUACAGAUUUUGAUCGCAAUCUACUUCAGUUACAAAAUACUGUUAGUGUAUUAACUCUUCGUUUAUCUCAUCUUGAAAAGUUGAACCGCGAAUCAGAAUCAACUUUUACUUUCAUUAAAGAUGAACUGAGGAAAUGCACUGAGAACGAAGUACUUGUCAAACAUUGCCAUGAAUCUGUCAUUGAGCAUGUGAAUACCUCUUUCAUUAAUCUAUCUCGAAUACUUUCAACUCAAAUUAAAGAAAUUGUCCAGGAGUAUUUCAUACUCAAAGAACUGAAUAACAGUAAUAAUAUGGAUUCUCUCCAACAAACGCUAUCUAAAUUGAUAAGAGAAUCAUUUGAUAACUUAAUUCGUGAUCACAGAACAAAACUGGCACCAGUUUCACUUGGAAAGGAAGUAAACUGGGAACAUAUGAUUGAUAAAGCACUUCAUCGAUUUGCUGCUGAUAGAACUGGUCUUGUUGACUACGCAUUAGAGUCCGCUGGAGGUUCCAUUGUGGGCACACGUUGCACUAAGACCUACACUGAAGGUGCCUCGUUAUUUAGCAUUUUUGGCGUACCUUUGGCCCGUCUUAGCAAUUCUCCCAGAACAAUCCUGCAACCCGGUAAUAAUCCUGGUGAUUGUUGGCCAUUUCACGGGAGUAAGGGUCAAGCAAUAAUUCGUCUCUCGUCUCCAAUCAAUAUUACUUCAGUAACUUUAGAACACCUACCAAAAGAACUAGCCCCAAAUGGAAGAUUGGACUCAGCUCCAAGAGAUUUUACCAUAAAGGCUUUACAAUCUGAAUAUGAUGAAGAUGGAGUUACUUUAGGCUCAUUUACUUAUGACGUGAGUGACAAGCCUGUUCAAACUUUUCACACUAAAGAAUAUCCUAAGGCAGUCCAGUUUAUCGAGCUGGUCAUACUCAGCAACCACGGGCACCCCAAAUACACUUGUAUUUAUCGAUUUCGCGUUCAUGGCAACAUGACUGAUUGA